Molecule: messenger RNA, 729 nt
Organism: Rotaria sp. Silwood1
Lineage: Eukaryota; Metazoa; Rotifera; Eurotatoria; Philodinida; Philodinidae
Source: the annotation of a GenBank genome assembly
AUGGCAGGAAUUCCAUUUGGUCCUUUUGCUCUGACACGAAUAGAUAAAACCAUUCAAGAUCCUGUUUGGGAAGCUGCAAAAUCUGAGAAGCAAAAAGUUCAACCGUCUGAGUACGAUCCGACUGGACAAUGGCCAAAUCAACCUCAUAUUGAGUUGUGGACUACAGAACUGCACUUUUGCGCACCUGUCUUCUCACAAGCAGAUGAGCUGCCACAAUUUCCUGUAGAAGGUGAAGGAGCCAUUACGCUAAUUACUUUUCUGUGUGGACCACAAGCAAGAGGUACUGUACGACUCUCGUCCAACGACACAACAAGCAAACCAAUCAUUGAUCAUGCUUAUCUUGAAAAUGAUCUCGAUGUAGCUGUACUUGCUGAAGGUUGUCGAAUUGGUGACGAAGUACUAAUGAAAGGUCGAGGAACGAAAGAUAUCAUUGCUGGUCUAUGGCCAAAAACAUUAUCGCAUCCAAAGAAUCUUGAUGAUUGGAAAAAGCAUGUGCGAGCCUUUGCUAAUACCUGCUAUCAUCCGAGUGGUACAUGUAAAAUGGCACCAAACAGUGACCCGAUGGGAGUGGUGGACAAUCGACUCCGUGUGCGGAACGUUGCGGGCUUACGAAUAGCGGAUGUAUCCAUUCUCCCUUUAGUAAAUAAUGGACAUACACAGGCUCCUGCAUAUGCCAUUGGCGAAAAAGUUGCACAUAUGAUUUUGGAAGACGCAACUAUUAGAAGUUAG